ACAUUAGGUUGGCUAGAUCGUUAUGGCUGUAACAACAAUGGAAACGUUCUCAAUUGGCGAUUACGUAGUUUUUGCCACGAUGUUGGCUGUUUCUACAAUCAUUGGAUUAUACUUUGCAAUUCGGGAUCGUCGAAAGAAAAACACCGAAGAAUAUUUACUUGCCGGAAGGUCGAUGAAUCCUAUUCCUGUGGCGUUUUCACUUUCAGUAAGCUUUAUGUCCGCCGUGACAGUUCUUGGCACACCGGUUGAAGUAUAUAGGUUUGGUACAAUGUAUGCUUGGCUUAUUCUUGGAAUGCUGAUCGCAUUGAUUGUCACCUCAGAAGUGUAUAUUCCUGUGUUUUACAACAUGGGGCUUACUACCGUAUACGAGUAUCUUGAAAAAAGGUUCAACAGAGCCGUGCGCCUCACCGCGACUUUCUUGUUCAUGGUCCAGACAAUACUGUACGGUGGGGUCGUCAUUUAUGCUCCGUCUCUUGCUCUAAGUAGUGUAACUGGUUUUAACUUGUGGGCAUCUGUCGUAUCAACUGGAGCCGUGUGCAUCUUAUACAGCUGUUUGGGUGGAUUGAAAGGCGUAAUAUGGACAGAUGCAUUACAAGCCGUGGUAAUGUUGGUCGGAUUUAUUUCCAUUCUUAUCCAAGGAUCCAUUAAGCUCGGUGGAUUUUCAAACGCUUGGAAUCUUAGUAAGAUGGGUGGGAGAAUAGAAUUCGGAAACUUCGAUACGGACCCAAGAGUUCGACACAGCUUUUGGUCAAUGAAUGUUGGAUCUACCAUAACUAUACUUGGACUUUACGCAGUAAAUCAGUCUCAAGUUCAACGCUAUUUAUCAUGUAGAUCUACAAAAGACGCAAAAAAAGCUGCCCUUUUAAAUUGGAUAGGCUUGUUGUUACUCAACGGUCUUGCAAUCAUGACUGGCAUUGUUCUUUAUGCUUACUACAAAGAUUGUGACCCUUUGACUACAGGACAAGUUCAAAAUAAAGACGCGCUUCUACCAGCUAUGGUUCUUGAAAUAUUCAAAGACAAUCCAGGUAUGCCUGGUGUUUUCCUUUCAAGCGUAUUCUCUGGAAGCCUCAGCACCGUCUCUACCGCAAUCACUGCACUGGCAAGCGUCACCGUCCAUGACUUUCUAAAACCGAUAUUUCCCUGGUCGGAAAAGACUUACGCUUACAUAUCCAUGGGUUUGGUAAUAUUUUACGGUCUUCUUCUAAUGCUGUUUGCUUACCUUGCCUCUAAACUUGGGGCAAUACUUCAAGCUGCUAUCAGCAUUCUCGGACUAUUAGGUGGUCCACUGGUCGGAUUGUUUAGCAUUGGUAUUCUUUUCCCAUUUGUCAAUUCAAUUGGCGCGUUAUGUGGCGUUGUCGUUGGAAUAGCUAUGAACGUCUGGGUGUUUGUUGGCAGCAAAUCAUAUCCACCGCCAGCGAAAUUCGCCAAUGCGCUUCCACUGAGCUGUGCAGUGAGUUCCAACUUCGUAGCAAACUCUUCACAAGCCAUGACGACGACAGCGUUUGGACAAUUAAUAAAUACGACAACUUUAAGUCCUGUUCUUGCACCGACACGUCCUCCAGUUGCUGAUUUGUACGCCAUGUCAUACCAGUACUACAGCGCUUUUGGUUUUUGCUUUGUAGUUGUUGUCGGAGUGAUUGUCAGUUUAGCAACAGGUGGUUAUAAAACUCGUAAAGAAGUUGACCCAAAGUUAAUUUACCGAUUCUUUGAUCAUUGGUUGUUUAAGUGGAUUCCUGAGAAAGUUCGAAGAAUGUUGUGGUGUGGAGUGCAUCAUGACAUAUUAAAACAACAAACAGAAAAGACUUCUCAUCUACAAGGAAAAGAAAAUGAACAGUAUCAAGUCGAUGAAUUUUAAACAAGAUACAGUAUGACGCAGCACAUCGCUUUUGCAUUUCAUUAGAUAACACCUAAGCUUUCCUUUUUACAUACCAACGCAGACUCUCUGUUUUACAAGUAAUAGAAAUACUCCAUUGUGAGUUUAAGGCCUAAUUUAAUAACAAAUUUCGCAUUUUUUAUUAAGCUUUUGACCAAAAUCUAUUUGGCUGACUGCUUAUUUUUGAGCAUGCUUAACAAAUGGACGUAACAUGCUGUGUAACGUAACAUUUUCCGUUAAAGUUUCAGCCACGUUGCAGUAACUGCCUACCGCUAUAGCACUUAUAACUUUACUAAUAUUUAAAACACUUUUUACUAGAAUGCGAAUAAACCAGUUAGUUACUAAAUGAACGUAAACUUGUUUUACAGCAAUAAAAAAACAACAGUUUCCAAGUAGCUGUUAACAGUAACAUUUCAAAUAGAGAACUGCCUCUCGAGGUUUUUACAAGGUCACUUAUGCAUGAAGUUUAAUUACUACGAGAGAGAAUGCAAAGAAAAAAUGGCUAGAUUUAGAAGCACGUGGAAUAAGGUUUCAAAACGUUUAUAUAAACACAACAAAUAAAGGCUUUGUUAACAGUUAUAUACGCAUAUUCAACAGAUAUGCUGAUCUCACUAUGUUUUAAACCACAAUUAACCAUGGCCUACUAUAUAUAGCAUACGGGCCUAUUAUACUGUAUAUAAUAUGAGCCCACCACUACAUAUAAAUACUUGGCCAUUAAUUAACAUAGGUUCGAUUGAGUAAAGAGGCAAAGCAGUUUCACAAUAUGGGUUUUAGAUUUAAGGAAUACCCUACAAAAGCAUUUAUUCAUAAAAAAAUACACGCUUUUAUACAGAAGAAGGACAUUUCACAAGUUGUUGUAAAAUCGAGGUGAAAUGUUGCUUUCAUAGUUGGAUCGGUUACGAACAUGAUAAACCGACCAUCCGUCCGCCUCCCUUUUAUAAUAAAGGCACCUUGGAAGUUCUUUUCUCUCUGUUUCAAAAUAAUGGCGUUAGAAAGAGAAUUCUAAUCUGAAACAGCUCUUUCGGCGAUUUAUUCUCAGCACCGCAUUUUCGACGUUUUUCGUCACCAUUGGAUGUGAACUUAGUUUAUUACGUCAGAAUAUUGAGCUGGCUUUAAAAUCUGUACAAAAUCUGUGUGCUCUUGUGAUUGGUCAGAUUGGUCACGUGACAGACGCCUCGCACUAGCUGAUUACGCCCGCCUUGAUUGCUCCGCGCAUAAAACGCCUGUUAUACAGAGCUAGUUCCAGUUUAUAUGAAGUUGGAUCCACAACAGGUUAGAAGUUAAAAGGUUUUAAGAUUUCUCGCAGGAUUUGAGUUAAGUACUAUUUCAUAAUACUAUUUACUUUAACAUAUAUAUUAUAUAUUAUUUCACUACAUUAUAUACAAUAUUAUUACGGUACAAGUUUUGUGCCUUGCGUUUAUUACUUUAU
Molecule: messenger RNA, 3302 nt
Organism: Ciona intestinalis (vase tunicate)
Lineage: Eukaryota; Metazoa; Chordata; Ascidiacea; Phlebobranchia; Cionidae
Source: RefSeq, a predicted model, not a curated record